This is a messenger RNA of Gryllus bimaculatus (two-spotted cricket), 302 nucleotides long. The record is from the annotation of a GenBank genome assembly. NCBI's taxonomy places the organism in Eukaryota, Metazoa, Arthropoda, Insecta, Orthoptera, Gryllidae.
UAAUAUUGCAAAGGAAUAUUAGAAACAUGAGUGGCUCAAAGAAAUACAAUGUGUUUGAUUUUCCAUUGCAUGAAGUUACCACUGAAAGCAUUAGACUAAGUGAAAGUGAGAGAAAAAAAUAUAAGCAUAAUUUGGAGAAGAUUUUGGAAAGUAUUAUUAACCAAAUGAAGACUGAUGAGACUUUCAAAUGUCUGUAUAGGAAUAUGGGUUAUACAGGAAGCUCAUAUGAAAAUUUGAAAAUCAGCAAGCCAGAUGAAUUUGAUAUUAAUCUUAUAUUUGUGUGGCCAACUGAUGCAUGUCAG